Actinia tenebrosa (Australian red waratah sea anemone) is the source of this 2573-nucleotide messenger RNA. RefSeq lists its product as uncharacterized. The record is from RefSeq and is a predicted model, not a curated record. NCBI's taxonomy places the organism in Eukaryota, Metazoa, Cnidaria, Anthozoa, Actiniaria, Actiniidae. Gene Ontology annotation, molecular function: protein binding; zinc ion binding.
CGUUCAUUUCCAAGAAUCCCCUGACCAAAGACUGACAAACAACAUUAUUCAGACAACUCCCUCAUCUCGUCUCAAAUCCUGAAGACAUGAAAUCGUUCGUUGAAGAUAUUAAGAAGGAUGUCCGAUGUCCGCUAUGUAAUGAUACUUUCACUGAACCAAAGAUCUUGUCUUGUUUCCACACAUUUUGUAAGCCUUGCGUCAAACGACACGCCGAGCAAGUCGACCAAAUCAACAUCUUCAAGUGUCCUCGAUGCAAAUCACAGACUUCUCUACCAGAACUGAGCAGCAUCGAAGAUCUACAGCCAAGUCUAAUACAUUCAAGAAUCGCGAAGGAUCUGGCKUUAGUAGAAGGAGAAAAGGYUUGUUCGGUUUCUGAGAGUCAUUCGUCAGCUUCUUGGUAUUGUUUUGACUGUGAUCGCUCGAUGUGUGAUGAAUGCGAGAAGAACCAUUCAGUAUUUAUCAAAGAUCACAAGAUCGUUGGUCUGGCUGAUUUGAAGAAAGAAGAUAUUSAGUUCMUAAUAACAAGGGAAARUCCUUGUACAAGUCACCCUCAUCACAGGCUAGAGUUUUUCUGCGAAGAUUGUGAUGCAAUGAUUUGCAGGACAUGCUUGAUAGAUCACAAGGAUCAUAAGACAAUGUCAUUAGAUAAGUUUGUUUCGAUCAAGAAAGCUGAAUUGUCAAAGCAUCUGCAGGUAUUAGAGCAGUUGAGAUUAGAUGACAAGGAAAAGCAACAACAAGUAAAGAUUGCUAACACUAUCAAACAACAGGGAGAAAAAGCAAAAAAAGAAGUCAAAGACAAAACCAAGAAAAUCAUCCAAAUACUACAAGACAACGAACGAGAAUUGCUGAGACAAAUCGAURAGAACUUGGAAAUAGCCACAACAAACUUGAAUGUAAUGCAUCAUAUUCCAGCCGUCAAGGAAUACAUCAAGAAUGUGAUGGAAAGAGGACUGGCAAGUGAAAUGAUGAACAUUCAAGAGACACAAUGCUCUCAGAAAUUAGGUAUAGCAGUAAACAGAGACAAUAGCAGGAUCGCUGUUUCAAAUGAUUCUUCUGACUGUGUCUAUGUAUUCACCACUGAUGGAGAUCUCUUACUGACGUAUGGUAGACGAGGUAGUGCACAGGGACAGUUGUAUGGUCCUGAAGGUUUAGCAUUUCUGAAUAAUACAGAUUUAGUCAUAGCUGACUAUGGUAAUCAUAGGAUAUGUAUAGUGAACACUACAACAGGGACAUUGGUAAAAACCUUUGGUAACCGAGGUAACCGAGAUGGAGAGUUUUGUAAUCCAUAUGGAGUACACGUUGAUGACGAUGGAAACAUCAUUGUGUGUGAUAGCGAUAAUCAUCGUGUUCAAGUCUUCACAAGAGACGGUGACUAUCAAUAUCAGUUUGGUUUGACAACACAGGACGCGUUUGAUCCAAUUGAUGUGAUAACACAUGAUGGACUGUUUUACGUCGGUGAUUAUAAUAAUCACGUUAUUCAUGUAUUUGAGAAGAAAGGUAACGUACCGACUAGAAUAUCGAUGAUUGGUGGUCAAGGCAGAGCUGAUGGUCAGCUAAAUGGACCAUGGGGCCUGGCUAUUGAUAAUGACCAUCAUCUACUGGUGUGUGAUUAUGGUAAUAACCGCGUACAAAAAUUCAGAUUGGAUGGUCGUUUUGUAGGAAAGACUUGUGACGUAACCAAGAACCCUAGAUAUAUAACUGUUUUAAAGGAUGGUCAGUUGUUAGUUAGUACGAGUGGUUCUGGUGUCUGGUGUGUAAAGUAGAAUUGCCCAUUAUUUUCUGUAACACUUUGAUUGAUUUGACAAAUUGAUAUCGCGUAGUGCUUUGACACGUCCUAAAAUAUGACCAUUUGGGAUUCAAUAUACAUUAUAUAUAUUUUUUUAUUAUAUAUUAAAAGAUAGUACGCGUGCGCUGAUUGGUCGAAAGCUGUGCUAUAUUAGUGAACGGAGCACAGAGCUGACGCCAUACGCGCGCUCGAAAUGCUGCAAGAUCCUGCGACCGUCUUUCUUUUUACGUAAAUAAAUUCAAUACCGAAAUAAAAUUACUAACUAUAUAAUAAAGCGAAUAAAAAAGCUUUUUCCGAGCUCCGAUCAGUAAUAAAGGAGUUAGGACGCGCCAUAAGCACUCAAGAAGUGUGAGAAUUCAAAGCACUUGCAAACGGCUCGUGCUUUUCCUUACCCUUCUUCCGUGCUUACAUCAGUUCCUGCGUGCUAUAUUACUAAACGGAGCACGGAAAACACUAUUCUAUUUGUUAAAUAUCUAUUUUUUACAUUUGGUUUCUUUCAGUCUUCAUUUCAUUUUUGUUCUAUUUUCAUUCGUUCUUCCUAUUAUUAAUUUCUUAUUCAUAUUUUUCUCGUUUUUGUAGUUUUGUAUUGGCCUUGAGAUAAUCGUUCAUAAUAAAGCGUCUCGUAUUAUUUUAGAUCUCAUUCUAUUUGUUGUUUAGAAAAAUCAUAUAAAAAAGAACUUUGUAGUAGUGAAUAGCCGAGCUUCGUGCUAUUUUUAUCUCCACUACGAUAAUCUUUUACGCAUCAUACUAUUAACCUUAAUUUGAAUAAAUACUUUUAUAGUUCAAA